CUGGUGUUGCAUUGAAUUAUUUCCCCCUGUCUGUCACCGGUUGGGUCACUCCUUUGGUUAACAUGGCCACUGUGGCGAUGUGUUCCAGAUUCCUGCUUCAGAAAUCAGCCCAGGGCUUUCUGUUUUCCUCCCGAGCGGUGCCCGCUUUCUCUAGCCCAUUUCUGUCCCGUGCUCAUAGACUGGAACCUUCUGAUGAUGAGUUGUACCAGCGUACAACAGUGUCUGUCAUGAAGAAGGAGGAAGACGGCGGGCUUCUGAUCCACAGCUACAGUACUACAGGAUUCAACAUCGAUGGCAACAGAGUGUUUGGGCCCUGCGCCGUGCUGCCUCCGGCUAUUCUGCAGUGGAAGGUUGGAAGUUCAAAGGACAUCACAGAAGAAAGUGUUUCACUCUUCCACAUGCUUGAACCAAAAAUAGAGAUUCUUGUGCUGGGCACAGGCACGCGGCUGGAACGAAUCGACCCCUCAGUCCUGGCUCUUCUGAAGCGUAAAGGCAUCGCUGUGGAGGUGCAGGAUACGCCAAAUGCUUGCGCAACCUUCAACUUCCUGGUGAGUGAGCGAAGAAUUGUUGCCGCCGGCCUGAUCCCUCCAUCGCACAGCACAGCACUUGAAGUCAAACAGGAAUAACAGCAACAAGUAGAAGUGAUCACUGCAGAUAGAGGUCAGCAGUUCACUGGCACCAAGCCUCCAUAGUAACAAACUCCAGCACUUUAUUACAAGCUAUUUUCUUAUAGACAAAGGUGUGUAAAGUGACCCUUUUAUGCUUUUCCUGUCAUUUAUAGUGUCACAGUGGAGGAUGCUCAUAUUUAAUCUGGUUUCUAUGAGCACAAAGCUCAGCUCAGGUUUCAGACUGCUUUAAAUGCUCUUCCAGUUUUUUUUUUUUUUUUUUUAAACUUUGGUUCUGUGUGAUGUCAGUGGGAGCUGUUACCCUUAAUGUGGUCAUCUCAGGCACCACCUGAUGUUCAGACCUUCUGUUUACAAGGACCAGCCAAUCAGGAGAGGCUAGCUUAAAGGGGAAGAAGCUAAAACGAGGGGUUUCACAAAGGCCCAGUAUAAGAUAACUAAUAAAUUAGCAAAGUAUGUUCCCUUUAUAGCAUCCAAUUUCACCUAGUGAUCUCUGUGAGGUUUGUGUAUCAGUGAAUGCUGAUGUUGGGUUUCCAGUAAGCUUUUCACACAGUCUGCAUGUGGUUGUGCAUGAAAGUGUUGCACAUCAUUGUUGUAAUGUUGGAUAGAGCUGAUUAUAACUGUGUGCACGAGUUUAAAGAAAGUCAAGUCAGAACACCAGUGCUGGAGAAUUAGACUGUAAUAAAGUGUAAAUGUGUCAUUGUAUAUAAACACAAGUUUUCCUUGUAUAAAGAAAUACAAAUGUUUUACAUACUGCAACUUAGGUGUAAUGUAUUUUUAUGUGUUACAAUAAAUCUGUUGUAAGACCAA
Molecule: messenger RNA, 1433 nt
Organism: Archocentrus centrarchus (flier cichlid)
Lineage: Eukaryota; Metazoa; Chordata; Actinopteri; Cichliformes; Cichlidae
Gene: ndufaf3
Product: NADH:ubiquinone oxidoreductase complex assembly factor
Exons: 5
Coding region: 63-626 (187 amino acids)
Biological process (GO): mitochondrial respiratory chain complex I assembly
Cellular component (GO): mitochondrial inner membrane
Source: RefSeq, a predicted model, not a curated record